Messenger RNA from Entrophospora candida, 305 nucleotides. NCBI's taxonomy places the organism in Eukaryota, Fungi, Glomeromycota, Glomeromycetes, Entrophosporales, Entrophosporaceae. The record is from the annotation of a GenBank genome assembly.
AAAAGAUAAGAAAAAUCGUACUUGUGAACGAUGUGGAUAUAUAUGUGCAACACCACAAAUGCUUCGUGCCCAUCUUAAUCGAAAAAAUCCAUGUCAUCCUAGAAAUAUAGCUCCACUAAUUAGUCCAAUUCAAGUACCAGAUGAUGCAGAGCAUCGAAUCUCCAAUUUCCCUAUACCUGAAACAAACCCUAUUCAAAUACCCGAUUCAGUUCAAGUUCAACCUACCAAAAUAUCUAGUACUUCUGAUACACUAUUCUCAGAUCAAAAAGUUGAAUGGGGAUAUCAAAAUGUGAAAAGAAAAUUAG